Molecule: messenger RNA, 929 nt
Organism: Dimorphilus gyrociliatus
Lineage: Eukaryota; Metazoa; Annelida; Polychaeta; Dinophilidae
Source: the annotation of a GenBank genome assembly
AAAUGAUCGAAAACUCUCUAAUUUAAGUUUCCCGCCCUGGGUAGAUUGCUUUCGUAUUAUAUUUCUCAUGUUAUUCUAUGACAGUUUCAUUUGGAUUACAGACACGAAUUUGACGUAAUCAAAUAGUUCUGCUUGAAAGAAGAAAGGAAAUAUACGGAAGAGCAUUUGUUAAUAUGGAUAAGAUAAGGGUAUUUAUGCAUUUUAAUGCGAUGGCUGCCUUAUCAGUUUAAUUUGGCGUUAAAUAAAAUACGAAGAGAACUUGUAGACAAUCUCAAGUUCUCAUCAGUCUUCAUUCGCAAAGAGUGGAAAUCACUUAUAUAUACAUUAUUUCUUAUAUCUAAAGUUAACUACCACUUGCAAUAUGUCGGAACAACUACCAAAUAAUUCUGAAAUGUCUACUCCAACAACUCCUGUAACUCCCGCAACUCCUCGAAUUGGACAACUUAAGAACACUCCACCAGCAAAAGCCGUUAGGAGAACGCCUCCUCCAGGUUCAUCUCUCAAUUCUCUUGCUGCUCCUAAACCACCAAGAGACGUACAAGGGAUGAGUAAAUAUUCUCAAUUAUUGGAAGUUAUCGAGGAUAUCGGAAAUGAUAUUAGACCCACUUACGCUGGAAAUAAAUCCAGUUCGGAAAGACUAAAGAAAGGAAUUGCUCAAGCCAAGCUGCUAGUACGAGAAUGUUUGAUUGAAUGCGGUAAAAACGCUAGAUCUUAAAGAUAUAGAAUUUUAGAUAUAGUAUAGAAUAGGGUUACUUUUUCUGUCAUCUAUAAGUUCUUAUAAAAACAAAUUAACCUCUUUUGAAAAAGUUCAUGUUUUGUUCUCCUAAUUAAGUAUUGUAAAGACUUCCUUUUUUUUAAAGUUUCAAUAAAGCGUAUUAAAUAAAACUAUGAAGAAAAUAAAAUGACUUCACCCUUUUUUUUUAAAAAAA